AGGGGUAGGUGGGAGAUGUGGAAAAGCUCCCACCUCAGGCUUUUAGCUUGAAAUUCCAUCAAACAAUCUGCUCCAACGUGGGCCACUUGACAAUCAGCCAAACAGUUUAACGCGUGUCUCCAUCGGGUGAGCCUCCUGUUCACUUUUCAACCCUUUGAUAGGCUGUCACGAGUUUUUUUUUUUUGAGCGAUCUGUGUGUACACGAGAGAUUUUCUCGGUUGUUGGUUUCGCAUUUCAUGAGCUGUUGUGGGGAUUUGUGUGACGAGACAUUGUGGAUUUUCAGUGCGGAAAAAAGUAUGUGUUGGGAAAUUCAUGGAAUUUUUAUGAAUUAAUAAAAUAUGUAGUAAAUAAAAUGCCGCAAGGUGCAAUACGCAAAAAAUACACACCACUGUGUCUGUUCUCGAUGGUCCAUCGUGCAUCGUACGGAAGCCACAGUUGGGACGUGUUGCCGUGAUAAAAAUGCACUGGGGGUGAUAAAAUGUGGAAAAGGUGAAUUGUUUGGCGGCUAAAGAAAAGCGGAAUGUUGAAAAUGCACUAUGUUGUUCACUUUGUGUGCUAAAAUGGGCGUACACGAGUAAAUAUCAAAUGGUAAUAAUUCAUGAGGUGGCACGUGUGUGUGUUCAUGGAAAAUCCAGCUUCAAUUUAAUUACACAAAUUCUCGUACAAACCACCCCCCGGCCAACGUACAAUUUGUGCAAAAUAUUUUCAACCCCCUAAUCCCACUCACGACCCACCCAUUCCAUUGCAUUAAAUGCAAAAUGUAAUACACUCACGAAUCACGGUGGCAAAAUAAAUUCUAGUGUGUGCUAUCUAAUGUGAAAAUGAAAGGGCUUUGCUGCUAAGAUAUGUGCGGAAUAUGAAUAAUAUACCACGACCAUUGCAGUUGCAUAUUUCCACGUUUUGUUGUAUGCUACCAAAUGCCGUGUUUUCCACCGGGAUGAUUCAUGUGUGAAAAGUGGAGGAGACAGAUGAGAGAAUAGACUGCAGGUGCAAUACAAUUUUGCAGUUGCGUGUGCAAUGAUCUGCUCCUGGUGGUUGCUAAUCUGCUGCUUCUGCACAAUCGAAAUUCUGUGGACUUGGCAAUCAGUGGUGGUGGCGUGCCCAGCUGAAUGUAUUUGCUUGUCACAGACGCAGGUCCUAUGCAAUACGGGUGGUUUGCGUGAAAUACCCGCCCGUCUGUUGCCCGUGACAGUGGAAAAUUUGGCCCUAACGAAGAAUCACUUUCCUGUGAUAAAGAGUGACGCCUUCGGUGGAUUGCGUGCCCUGAAGAAACUCUCACUGGAUGGAAAUAAUAUCACCACCAUUAAACCAUUUGCCUUCCGCGGUCUGCCCAGGUUGCGUGAGCUCUCAAUUCAACAUACGCCCCUUGCCACUGUGGCUCAAUUUGCCUUUGCCGGCUUGCAGAAUAUCACAACUAUUCUCCUUAGUCACAACAAAAUCCUUCGUGUCGAGGGGUUUGCCUUUGCGGGUACGUCAAACGUCCGCCUAAUUCUGCUGUCCAACAACCCCAUGCUCAAAAUCGAUACAUCAGCCUUUUCGGGACUAUCGAACGUGGAGCACCUCAUCCUACCAUCGGGUAUUAGAUCCGUGGAACCAGAUGCUUUCGUUGGUUUGGACACGGUGGGUCUCCUCAAAUUGGCCUACAUGGAUCUCACAUCAUUGCAACCAUUCACCUUCCGCGGCCUCACAAAUAUCCAAGUUCUGUCGCUGCAGGAGUCAGAUUUGGGUGUAAUCUGCGCCAAUGCCUUCGAUGGUCUCACACAUGUGGGCACCCUCAAUAUUCUCAACAACAAAAUCGAUUCCAUCCAGGAGCUCAACAUCACAGCCGCUCACUUCAUUCGCCAAAUCAAACUCCAGGGGAACCACUUGUUGGAGACCCCAGACCCAGAGACCAUGAUUAUCGAGGGUGUGGAGAAUCUCAUUGUGGUCAACAAUCACUUUCCCUGCGGCUGUCAUAUUCACACUCUCCUCGAGACACCUUUAGCCAAUGGUACACACUCCGGCAGUGACUUCCUGUCCAAGAACUUCUGCAUUUCACCACUGGAAGUCAACGGGCGGCCAAUGAGUGACCUGGAUUUGUAUGCAAUCGGUCGGUGUCAGGAGCAGGUAACAAGAGAGAACCUCGAAGCCUCCAGUGGGCGAACUAUUAAUUUCUACACAGUCCUAUGCUCACUCCUAGCCACACUCUAUCUUUCCGUGACCACAUGGAUGGGUAGCUGAGUGUUGAAUUAGGAAGGGAGAAUUUUGGGGUUCAACGAGGGUACUUUGUAAAUAAAUUAGAAACAGAUUUUAAAAGAAAAUUAACAAGGAAAAACCAUGAAAAGAUCGAAUAAUUGAAAAGGAAAGAACAUCCAUGAGAAAAAUCACAAUUUGAAGAAAAAAAAUCAAUUUUAAACAAACGGAAUUAAUUCGUUGAGUUUGGAAAGGAUUUUAAAUUGUUAAAAAUUAUUUUUCUGAAAUUUAUUAAAUGGAUAAAAUACAAAGUGUCCUCAAGUUUUAAAUUUUUAAAAUAAAAACAGGAAUAAAAGUGAAGUGAAUGCAAUUUUAUGUUUUUUUUUAUGUUAUGUCCUUUUCAAACUCGACAAUUCAAUUAAAAACUCAACUGUAUACAUUUCAGCUGAAAGUUUUCUAAUUUUUUAAAUAUGGAAAAAUCUAAAUAGAUUUUAGUCAGUUUGUAUGAAUCCAAUUUUUUUUUGCAAAUUUGACAUAAAAAAAUAAUUUCUAAAUAGAAAAAUUCUAUAUGAAAUUCUCAACUAAAGAAUUCUUCUUAAUUUCAUGAAAACUGUUUUAUAAAGUGAAAUUUUAUUAAAUUAGAAAAUAGAAUUAAAAACAUUUAAAAUUCUUUCUUUGAAAAUAAAAUGAAAAUAAUAUUUUUGCAACAAUAGUUUGAAGAAUAUGAAGAAAAUUCACAAAGAAAAAUAUUUUUUCUAUCACUUUGGCACUAAACUAAUUAAAACAGAAUAAAGUAAAUGGAAGACUAAUUAAGUUGUCUAAAAGAUAUCAGUGAAUUCUCCUUUCAGAUGGAAUUUAUAGAAAUAAAUUGCAGUGAAAUUGUGCAACAAAACAUAUUCGACAAAGCAAACACCCAAUGCCGUUAAGCUAACACGCAAAAUAUAUAAAUGAAUGGUUUUGUCUGGCAGGUAUAAACGCUAAUUUAGUUAUAUCAGUUUUAAAAUACAUGCAUAUACCAUAAUGACAUGGAAAACUAUGUAAUUUACAAAUUUAGCGAUCAAAUUCAUAAAUAAUAAUAUUAUAAAAACAUGGGAUAGUCAAUUUCAUUGGUAUCCCAGCUAAAUAUGUUCCCAGCAACAUUAUUUUGCCUAAUAUUUAGGCAUUAACUCGUAUAGCAUAGAGGUAUAUGGUAAUUCAUUGCGUGAUUAUUCAAAUUUUUGGUAUUUCACUGUAAGAUAAAUUCAUCAGUUUUACAUUUAAAAUUAAAAUCCAUUUGAGGUAUUCCAGCAUAUCGUCCACAAAAAAGAGAGAAAAUUCAAUUAAAUUUUGCCAAAAAGCAAAGAGGAGCGACUGUGAAUUUGGAGUGUACAUAAAAUAUCAGGUGUGAGUGAUUUCCUUCGUCAAUUGCAAAUUAAUGAGUCAAUUUUUCAUCAAUGCUCUUUGAUUUUGUAGAAUACCUCGGUUAGCUGAAAAUGUAGGAGGAUAGAGUGCAAUCAAUAUGGAAUUCCUUUGGGGUAUUGUUAAAAAAUUCAGCCUUUGUAAAAAACGAACCACUCAACUGUGUUAUUUUUAAUUAAGUUUCAAAAAAUAGCUUUUCUAACAUUUUAUAGGGUAAAAAAGGAUUAUUUUCACUAAAAUGUACAUAUUAGAAAUUUAUUUUAUAUGCGAUACUAGUUGUUUUUCAACAUUCAACAAUAUUUUUAUUCAAUUAAAUUGAAAGAAAUUGGACUGGAAAGUAUUUUCUUUUAAGGUUUCUGUCGGAUAUUAGAGAGUUGAAUUUAACUUUCAUAUUCAAAGCUUGUGUUUAAAAUAAUCUUAUACGAAACCAUAUUCAGGCGAGGACAAAAGAACACGUGUAGUUUUUUUAUUGUUCAAUAAAAUUUUAAAAAUUUCUCUCAACAUUAAAAAUUGUAAAAUAUCAAAUAAUAUUGAUUAAUUAAAUUCGGAAUGGUAAUAAAACAACAAUAAAAUAAAAUUCAUGUCUAUCUGAUUAAUUUCUUUUGAUUAAUAAAAAAAAAUAUCAUUAUGUAUACGAACAUAGGACAUUUUUUGAUGAAUGAAAUAUUUUUCCCAUAAAUUUUUGUAAUGCUGUAUAUUUAUUUAAAUUUUUGCUUUAUCAUUUUCAGAAUAUAUGGAGUGCCUAUAAUUAUGAAUUAUUAUAAAACUUAUAAUUGACUUGUUGUAGAAUUACGAAUGGAUAAUGCUGUGUUUAACAAAAAAAAAAAAGAAAGUUACAGCACUAUGGAGAAUUUGCAUAAAAGUUACAUGAACUUUAGCAUAAAAAAAUCAUUUGAAAGAGUGAAUUUUCACAUAUAGUCAGAGUAAUAGAGUCAGAUGGAAAAAUCAGCAUAUAUGGAUACAUGUUGGCUGACGGUAUUUGUGAGAGAGAAAAAAGUGCAGAGAAUGAAGGCAAAAUAAUCCAAUAAAAAAUGGAUUAAUGUUGGUGGUGUUUGCGAGUACAUUAAAAUAUGAAUGUGGAAUUUAUGAUUAGCAAAAUAAUUGAAAAAAAAAGCAUAAGAGGGUGAGAGGGAUUUAAAUAAACAUACACAGUGUAUAUAGUAAGUAAAAAACAUAUAGUGAAUAAUUAUAAAUUAAACGAUGUGUGAAACAUAU
Messenger RNA from Lutzomyia longipalpis, 4785 nucleotides. RefSeq names its product chondroadherin. The record is from RefSeq and is a predicted model, not a curated record. Gene Ontology annotation, cellular component: plasma membrane. Lineage: Eukaryota; Metazoa; Arthropoda; Insecta; Diptera; Psychodidae. Bases 1018 to 2220 code for a protein of 400 amino acids. The transcript is spliced from 4 exons. Gene Ontology annotation, molecular function: protein binding.